Messenger RNA from Staurois parvus, 472 nucleotides. NCBI's taxonomy places the organism in Eukaryota, Metazoa, Chordata, Amphibia, Anura, Ranidae. The record is from the annotation of a GenBank genome assembly.
GUAGAGUCUCAUGCCCUUGGAGCGCAUGGUGUUGCUGCACAGAAAUGGCAGAAGAAGCUCAGAGCCGGCUACAGAAUGCGGUAGAUGGGAUGGUGAAGAACUUGGAGAGGGAGAACAUCCGGAAAAUGCAGAGUAAAAUGUGUUUCGGUGUAGCGCUCAGUGCUGUGAUAAUGAAACUGCUUCUAUGCAGACUGUACACAACUGUAUAGAACGCUGCCAUUUGCCACUUGCUCAGGCCCAAAGUCUGGUCACCAAUGAUCUGGAGAAGUUUCAGGACCGCCUUGGUCGGUGCACCAUGCACUGCAAUGACAAAGCUAAGGACUCCUUUGAUUCUGGCAAUAAAGAAGUAAAAGUGAGGGCUCAGUUGGAGACCUGUGUGAUGAAGUGCGCAGAGGAACACAUGAACCUUAUCCCCAGUAUGACCAAGAAACUGAAGGAGGCUUUAAUUGAGGUUGACAAGAAAACAUCCUAA